AUGAACAAUGGAUGGGGAUUUCUUGUUGAUGAAGAAAAAGGAGGCAGAUUACUUAUUUUUGACACAUGUUCAAGCUUUGAAAACCUAAAGUCUAUGGUGUGUGAAGACUUUGGAAUUGAUGUAAGCAUGGUCAAUAUAGAGCUGAGUUAUUUACCAUCCGAUUUGAUCAAUAGCAUCUACUCACCCCCUGUUAUCAUCACCAGUGAUCGGCAAGUUAGAAAUUUUCUUACAUAUGUAAAGAACAAAGCUUCGACGCAGUUGUGUGUGAGUACUCAAGCCUCUAACAUAGCGGAAGAAGGUACUGAGUCGCCUAACAAAGAGGAAGCGCCUAUGGAGUCUGACGAUUCAAGUGAUAUGGAGUCUGACGAUGCAGCUGAUAUGGAUUCAGAAGAAGAUGUUGAGGUACCUGACAGUGAAGAUGACAAAAAGUGUGACAAAGAGAAGAUCAAUGAAGAUGGUGUUCGCUUUUCUUUGGUGGAUAUUGUGAAGAAGGGUCAAUCUUUUAGUUCCAAAACACUUUUGAAGGCAGCAUUCGAAAUAUGUGCAAUGAAACAUAAUUUUGACUACGUGGUUGCCAGAUCGGAUAAGAAAGUGUGGUACAUUCGUUGCUCAGAUGAUGAUUGCACCUGGCGUGUUCGUGCAGUGGGAUUAACAGGCUCAUCAUAUUUUAUCAUCAAAAAGUAUGUACCUGAUCAUUCAUGUGCUACAUCCAAUAGGAAGGGUUCUGUUAGGACAGUUUUAGCAAAAACAGUGGGUACUCUGAUUAUGCAUAAGUAUGAAACUGCUAAAGAAGGGCCGAGAUCGAAUGAUAUAAUCCAGUAUAUGCGUAUGGUACAUGGAGUUGAGAUAUCCUAUUCUUUGGCGUGGGAUGCACGUGAAUAUGCAAUCAACGCAGUGAAAAGUAUUCCAGAGAAAGGUUAUUACAAAAUUCCUAAAUACUUGCAUAUGAUGAAGGAAGCUAAUCCAGGGUCACACACGUUUUAUGAAAGGGAUACAAAAGGGAGAUUCAAAUUCCUCUUCAUCUCGUUUGAUCAGAGUGUUCGCGAUGGAAACUCAAGUUUAUAUCCUAUUGCCUUUGGAGUUGUCGACUCAGAGAAUGACCUCGCGUGGAACUGGUUUAUGAGACAACUUAAUGUGGUCAUUGCUGACGACCAUAGUUUAGCUUUUGUGUCUGAUAGGAAUUCCUCAAUUGCUAAAGCUAUUGCGAGAGUGUACCCGCAAGCUCAUCAUGGAAUUUGCAUUCACCACUUGCUGAAUAAUGUUGUGACAUAUUUCAGCGGGAAAGGUGUGGCUGGUUUGGUUGCAAAGGCUUCUAAAGCUUAUCUAGCAGCUGAUUUUCGUAAGGUGUUCACUGCUAUUUUCGCUAUUAGUCCUGAAAUUGGACAGUAUCUCAUAGAUGCCGAUGUGAGGAAGUGGGUUCGUUGUCAGUUUCCAGGUUACAGAUUUGAUAUUAGGACUACUAUCCCUGCGGAGUCGAUAAAUGUUGCUUUGCGUACGCCUAGAGAGUUUCCAGUGAUACCUUUGUUGGACAUCAUUAGGGAAAUGAUGACUCGAUGGUUUUUCAAACGUAGAACUUUAAGUUCUAAGCAUUCGAAGCCACUGACCAUUGCUGUGGAGAAAAAGAUUGACAGAAGGAUUGAGAAGGGUAAAACAUUUAAGGUCUUUCCAGUUAGCGAUCAUAGGUUUUUAGUUCAAGGUGACACUUUCGACUGCUCAGUAGACUUGGUCAGACGCACGUGUUCUUGUGGGAAAUUUGAUCUGAUGAAAAUCCCAUGCAGGCACGCCAUAAAAGCAGGCUUCAGUGUUGGAAUAAGACCACACACACUCACAGAUGACAUGUACACUACUGCCUCAUGGCGCUCGGCUUAUGAAGAAAGCAUAAAUCCUAUUGGCGUCCCCGAAGAUGCAAGGAAAGUUCCAUCUCAUGUGGAGAAGUCGAAAAUCCUUCCUCCAGAGAGUAGACGAGCUGCGGGUAGGAGAAAGAAACGCAGAUACGAGACAGCCGAAGAUAAGAUCCGUUCGUCACAAGGAACUCAAGGCUCUACAGUUCGAAAAUGCAGUCGAUGUAGGAUUGAAGGUCACAACAGGAGAACAUGUGGUAGAGCAAUAUAG
Messenger RNA from Brassica napus (rape), 2112 nucleotides. RefSeq lists its product as uncharacterized. Lineage: Eukaryota; Viridiplantae; Streptophyta; Magnoliopsida; Brassicales; Brassicaceae. Bases 1 to 2112 code for a protein of 703 amino acids. The transcript has 2 exons. Gene Ontology annotation, molecular function: zinc ion binding. The record is from RefSeq and is a predicted model, not a curated record.